Molecule: messenger RNA, 1176 nt
Organism: Suillus paluster
Lineage: Eukaryota; Fungi; Basidiomycota; Agaricomycetes; Boletales; Suillaceae
Exons: 4
Coding region: 1-1176 (391 amino acids)
Source: RefSeq, a predicted model, not a curated record
AUGCACAAAGUGCAUCUCAGCAGGACUGUCACAUACCGGAUCCGAGUACCCCCAGUACCACCUAUAAGCAUCCCUACUGCUGGUCCGACCCCCUGUUUCCCCAUCCGCUCCAUUCCUCCUUCUCCGACAAUGCACGAAGUGCAUCUCAGCAGGAUUAGCCCUGCUACCUCCGCCCGACCCUAUUCCACUCUUCCGACACUACCCCUAUGUCCUCUGACAUUAUACCCCUUCCAUCCAACCCUAUCUGGGGUUCCGCUCCUCUGCCCUAUUGGUCCGCCCAAUCCUACUCCUACUCCCUCCGCUUUUCUGACCCGCCCAGUUCCACUCGUCUUGUCCCACCCAACUAUUAGGAGUAUCCCUAUGCUAGGCUCGUAUCCACCACUUUUCCAAUGCAUCAGGCAUCCAUCCGACGUCCAUCCGACACCUAUCCAUUUCAUCCAAUACCCAUCUGCUUUUCGGACGACAUGCGGAUACCUUUGGAUCUCCUCCUAUAGCUCGCACAUCCGCCGCAUCCGUCCUGUCCACGUCCAUUCUACCUCAUUGCCACCCUCUGAUCCUCCGUUCCCCUGUUUCCCUGUUCCCCCAUUCCCCCGUUCCUCCGCUUGUCCGACUUCCCGUGCAUUGGAACUAAACCCCACACUCUUGCAUCCAUCCCCUCCGUUCCGCUCUGCUUCGGACUUCGUCCAAGCAGUCCCUUCUGCUCCGCUUCUACUGUUGGUUCUGACUGCAGUAGUCUCCCGCCUCCCUCCUUCUGUCGGUCCUCCUUCAGAGGACCCCCAUUCCGACGUCCUGUCGGAACUCAUAGAACUCGUGUCAGACUACAUUCCGAAAUUAGGGGCAUGUACUCAGGUAAGUGGCGCAGCGUACGAGCUGAAGCCAAGCCCCUCAGACUCCGCUUUACCCCUGAGCACGGUCUUAACGAGGACUAGCCCUGCCACCUCUGCCCGACUCCACUCCACUCCUCCGACACUACCCCUAUUUCCUCUGACACUAUAUCCCUACCAUCCGACCCUAUCUGAAGCUCUGCUCCUCCGCCCUAUUGGUCCACCCAAUCCUACUCCUACUCCCUCUACCAUCUCCGCUUUUCCGACCCACUUGGUUCCUUCAAUUUCUCUCAUGUCACUCCACCCGACUAUCAGUCCGCCCAACCGCCUCACCAGUCCACUUCUAGACUAG